Messenger RNA from Aspergillus piperis CBS 112811, 539 nucleotides. RefSeq lists its product as uncharacterized. Bases 175 to 462 code for a protein of 95 amino acids. The record is from RefSeq and is a predicted model, not a curated record. The transcript has a single exon. Lineage: Eukaryota; Fungi; Ascomycota; Eurotiomycetes; Eurotiales; Aspergillaceae.
CUUUCUUCCUUUCUCUCAUGACUGGAAUACUUUCGCAUUGGCUCUACACUCAGGAUCAUCUACUGCAUUGUCUCGAAAGACCACAUUCAGAAGAUGCGCCCUUUGGAAAAUUGAGGCUAAUGUGUACGACAAUCUGGUCGUCACUUUUGAUUAAAUCGGUGCUGAGCUGGUCUCAUGCACUGUUUUUGCUUCAAUUUACUUCAACAUUUGUUUCUUCUUCGCUUUCCUUCAGGUACAUGCCUUUCUCCUGUUUUUGUAAGAGUUCUGGUGCUUAAUGUUUCCUUUUUGUUUUCUUUCAUUUUUCUAAUAUGGUGGAUUUCGCGGGAAAUUGAUUUUAUUUGUUGCUUAUGGGAUUUGAUUUUCUGCUUUUGUUGUUUUCCAGUUACGUUUUUGAUUUUAUUUGAUUUUCUGCUGCAGUUGUGUUCUUACACACUUGACUUUAGUUGGAUUUUCUGCUUCUGAGAUUUGUUUUUUCUUUUGCUUCUGCGUUAUCCUUCGGGGUACAUUGUCUUUCCUAUUUUCUCACGGGUAUCAAAUCU